This is a messenger RNA of Knipowitschia caucasica, 1812 nucleotides long. The record is from the annotation of a GenBank genome assembly. Lineage: Eukaryota; Metazoa; Chordata; Actinopteri; Gobiiformes; Gobiidae.
AUGACCAGGAACACAGACGACCAGGAACAGAGAAGACCAGGAACAGAGAGGACCAGGGCCAGAGAGGACCAGGAACAGAGAGGACCAGGAACAGAGAGGACCAGGGCCAGAGAGGACCAGGAACAGAGAGGACCAGGAACAGAGAGGACCAGGAACAGAGAGGACCAGAACCAGAGAGGACCAGAACCAGAGAGGACCAGGACCAGAGAGGACCAGGACCAGAGAGGACCAGGAACAGAGAAGACCAGGAACAGAGAAGACCAGGAACACAGACGACCAGGAACAGAGAAGACCAGGAACAGAGAGGACCAGGGCCAGAGAGGACCAGGAACAGAGAGGACCAGGAACAGAGAGGACCAGGAACAGAGAGGACCAGGGCCAGAGAGGACCAGGAACAGAGAGGACCAGGAACAGAGAGGACCAGGAACAGAGAGGACCAGAACCAGAGAGGACCAGAACCAGAGAGGACCAGGACCAGAGAGGACCAGGACCAGAGAGGACCAGGAACAGAGAAGACCAGGAACAGAGAAGACCAGGAACACAGACGACCAGGAACAGAGAAGACCAGGAACAGAGAGGACCAGGGCCAGAGAGGACCAGGACCAGAGAGGACCAGGGCCAGAGAGGACCAGGACCAGAGAGGACCAGGAACAGAGAGGACCAGGAACAGAGAGGACCAGGAACAGAGAGGACCAGGACCAGAGAGGACCAGGACCAGAGAAGACCAGGAACAGAGAAGACCAGGAACAGAGAGGACCAGGAACAAAGAGGACCAGGAACAGAGAGGACCAGGAACAGAGAGGACCAGGAACAGAGAAGACCAGGAACAGAGAGGACCAGGAACAAAGAGGACCAGGAACAGAGAUGACCAGGAACACAGACGACCAGGAACAGAGAGGACCAGGAACAGAGAGGACCAGGACCAGGAACAGAGAUGACCAGGAACACAGACGACCAGGAACAGAGAGGACCAGGAACAGAGAGGACCAGGAACACAGACGACCAGGAACAGAGAGGACCAGGACCAGAGAGGACCAGGACCAGAGAGGACCAGGAACAGAGAGGACCAGGAACAGAGAGGACCAGGAACAGAGAGGACCAGGAACAGAGAGGACCAGGACCAGAGAGGACCAGGACCAGAGAAGACCAGGAACAGAGAAGACCAGGAACAGAGAAGACCAGGAACAGAGAGGACCAGGAACAGAGAGGACCAGGACCAGAGAGGACCAGGAACAGAGAGGACCAGGAACAGAGAAGACCAGGAACAGAGAGGACCAGGAACAAAGAGGACCAGGAACAGAGAUGACCAGGAACAGAGAGGACCAGGAACAGAGAGGACCAGGAACAGAGAGGACCAGGAACAGAGAGGACCAGGAACAGAGAGGACCAGGACCAGAGAGGACCAGGAACAGAGAAGACCAGGAACAGAGAAGACCAGGAACAGAGAGGACCAGGGCCAGAGAGGACCAGGGCCAGAGAGGACCAGGAACAGAGAGGACCAGGAACAGAGAGGACCAGGAACAGAGAAGACCAGGAACAGAAAAGACCAGGAACAGAGAGGACCAGGACCAGAGAGGACCAGGAACAGAGAGGACCAGGGCCAGAGAGGACCAGGAACAGAGAGGGACAGAGAGGACCAGGAACAGAGAGGACCAGGACCAGAGAGGACCAGGAACAGAGAGGACCAGGAACAGAGAAGACCAGGAACAGAGAAGACCAGGAACAGAGAGGACCAGGAACAGAGAGGACCAGGAACAGAGAAGACCAGGAACAGAGAAGACCAGGAACAGAGAGGACCAGGAACAGAGAUGA